Phaeodactylum tricornutum CCAP 1055/1 is the source of this 1137-nucleotide messenger RNA. RefSeq lists its product with no specific name. The transcript has a single exon. The coding region runs from base 1 to 1131 and encodes 376 amino acids. The record is from RefSeq and is a predicted model, not a curated record. NCBI's taxonomy places the organism in Eukaryota, Bacillariophyta, Bacillariophyceae, Surirellales, Neidiaceae.
AUGAGUACUGCUCAAUUCAUUGCUAGCCGAUUGCUGCGAGAGGCUUUACAAGCGGCGAUUGCCAAUGAUGCUGAUGAGGAUUCCGAAGCGACUUUCUUUCCGACCAGCGCUCCUACGACGGAAGAUGACUUUCAGCGUCGAAAUUGGAUGAUGUACAAUAUAGCCAUGGUCAAGAAACCUUUGCUUACCGGCGUGGGCGUCUUGAUUGGACUCGUCAUGAUCGCGUACGGCUUCAUGCACCUUUUGGAGCGUCUGAACGUGUGCGAACGGGUGGACAUGCAACGCGCUGAGCGUAAGAAAUCGGACGGAUUAUGGGACAUUCAAGAAUCUGAGCGACGCAAAAUCCUUCUAUUCCUUUUCCGGAAACAAGCCAAGACAGUGUUUCGCUUCAAACGGGAAGAGGGAGGAAAAGCGGUGGUAGACGAAACAACGACGCAACCUCUUUCGCAACAGAGCACAAUGCCAGAGGACGCUAACAGGGAUAUUUGUGUUUCACUGAACCAAGAGUCGACCGGAACGACAAUCAAUGGGCGCCAAGCAUCAUGCUGCAUCUCAGGAAGCGUUAUUCAAAAAUCUGCCAUUCCCCCCGAUACAACCGAUUGUGGUCAGGUUUCCACUGCGGAUGAGUCUGAGAAUGUCACUACAAGCGAAAAGAAUGUGUCACAUCCUCUGAAUGGUAGCUCCACAAAAGCGAGCCCGGAUGCUGUUUUAUACGACCAAGAACAGAAGGAGACAGUCGCAUCCAUUUUGGUUGCUCCCAAUGAGGAACUAGACAGCAGUACAAACGCUGCCGAUGACGAAAACGACAACAACCUGUCAUACGAAGAGGUCAUAUCAGAACCCAGUACAGACAGUCUGGAAUACGUCUGUUCCAUCUGCCUUUCGGACUACGAAGAUGGAUGCAAGGUAAUGACAGGUACUGCCUGUCAACACGUCUUUCACAUGGAAUGUGCAAUGGAAUGGCUACAGAAGCACUCGCAUUGUCCUUACUGUCGGGAACCAAUGAUGAGCCGGGACGAAUUUCGCUUGGCAGCCAUGCAAGUUCUAGGUUUAGUCCGAUGUCGGGAGCUUGGCAUUCUUGCAGACCCUUCUACGGAUACAGAAAGAGGCGAAAGUGACAGCCCCGUUUAGUACACG